This is a messenger RNA of Oncorhynchus mykiss (rainbow trout), 4793 nucleotides long. NCBI's taxonomy places the organism in Eukaryota, Metazoa, Chordata, Actinopteri, Salmoniformes, Salmonidae. The record is from RefSeq and is a predicted model, not a curated record.
CGUUAACGAAAGACAACACUUCGCUAGUCUGUAAAUUUCUUUUUUUUGGAGGAACUCCCUAACUGUUGUCAUCGGAAGGAAAAUAAACGACCACGACUACCUAUUUCAAUGUAGUUAAUGACACGUUUACUGGUCAAAUUGUGGGGCUUCUCUCCAAAGUGCUUGAUGCGCUUUUAACAUCGUUGGAUGUAAAGUCUGUUACAGGGGAGUCUGAGGUUGCUGGAGCGUAGUGGGUGAGGACUGAGAAGGAUUUCCUAACCGUCUCUCUUUCCUCAGACUUGAUCAUAUUUCACGAAGUCCUUUGGGUGUUACACAUCAGCUGUUCCACUGUAUAUUAUGGUCGUGCUGCCGUGAGACAGUUGGAUAGUCUCGACCCGUUCGUUCAUCCGCUGCCGUACACCAGCACAAUGACCUACCGGCGGACCUACCGGAGUCAGACCUACCGGAGUCAGACCUACGGGAGUCAGACCUACGGGAGUCAGAAGUUUACCGUGUUUUUGAUAGCUCUUCACGUCUUGUCAAUUACAGUAUGCUUCGGUGAAGAUGUGCGCUCCUCCAACAAGACCACUGAAGGGAGACCACUUACCGCAACCAAUCAGCAGAGGUCUACCGCCAAGCUGAAACACUACGGGACUACUGUACCUCUCCUAUUGGUCGGAGAAGAAGAAUGGAGACCAGUCACUCUGCUCCAAUCACAGGGCCAUCCUGCGUCUCUGAAGGUGCUGAUAGAAACAGAGGAGGAACAGCUGCUCCUGAUUCUGGAGAAAAACCAUGGUCUGUUUGCCAGUCACUACACAGAAACACACUACCUGGAAGACGGCAGCGCGGUCACCGGCUCUCACAACAUCACGACGAACUGCUACUACCACGGAAUGGUGCAGGGACACAUCUAUUCUGACGUCAGCCUCAGUACCUGCUCAGGUCUCAGUGGCUUCAUCUCACUAGAAAACAGAUCCUACGUGUUGGAGCCGUCAACGGAUCCCCCCAGUGGAUCCCACAGGAUCUACCGGUCAGAACAGCUCAACUUCACACCUGGCUCGUGUGGCCAUGGCUUCAACAUAUCGCUGGUUCAUGGAGACGCCCAGAACAGCCACAACCAAUCAGACAGCCCCUUCGGAACCUUCAGCACCAGGCAGAGGAGACAUACCCAGAGCACCACCAAGUAUGUGGAGCUGAUCAUCGUAGCUGACAACAGAGAGUUCCAGAAACAAGGGAAGGAUGUGGAGAAGGUCAAACAGAGGCUGGCUGAGAUCGCCAAUUACGUGGACAAGUUCUACCGUGCCCUGAACAUCCGUGUAGCUCUGGUGGGGUUGGAGGUGUGGAGCGACCAGGACAGGUGUCCAAUCAGCCAGGACCCCUUCACCACCCUGCAUGAGUUCCUGGACUGGAGGAAACUCAAACUGCUGCCCAACAGGCCCCACGAUAAUGCACAGCUAGUCAGUGGGGUGUUCUUCCAGGGUACCACCAUCGGCAUGGCACCCAUCAUGAGCAUGUGUACAGCAGAGCAGUCUGGGGGCAUCGUCAUGGAUCAUUCGGACAACCCCCUGGGAGCAGCGGUUACUCUGGCCCACGAACUCGGGCACAACUUUGGAAUGAACCAUGACACCCCAGAGCGGGGGUGUGGCUGCAGGGUGACAGUGGACCGAGGAGGCUGCAUCAUGACCCCCUCUACAGGGUACCCGUUCCCUACAGUAUUCAGCUCCUGUAGUAUAAAGGAUCUGUCUGCCAGUCUGGAGAAGGGCGUUGGGAUGUGUCUGUUCAACAUGCCUGAGGUCAAGGUUCUCUACGGGGGACAGAAGUGUGGCAACGGAUACGUGGAGGAAGGAGAGGAGUGUGACUGUGGAGAACUGGAGGAGUGUAUGAACCCGUGCUGUAACUCUACAACCUGUACUCUGAAGGGGGAUGCUGUGUGUGCUCACGGACAGUGCUGUCAUGACUGCCUGCUGAAAGCAGCGGGCACCCCGUGCAGGGAUUCCAGUAACUCAUGUGACCUGCCAGAGUUCUGUACCGGCGCCAACCCCCAUUGCCCUGCUAAUGUGUACCUGCAUGACGGGCACGCCUGUCACAAUGUGGACGGACACUGCUACAAUGGGAUCUGCCAGACACACGAGCAGCAGUGCAUCACUCUCUGGGGUCAGGGAGCCAAGCCCGCCCCAGGGAUCUGCUUUGAGAGAGUCAACUCGGCAGGAGAUCCCUACGGGAACUGUGGGAAGGACUCCAGGGGAUCCUUUGCCAAGUGUGAAGCUCCAGAUGCUAAGUGUGGCAAAAUACAGUGUCAAGGAGGAGCCAACCGGCCAAUAAUAGGCACCAAUGCCGUCUCCAUAGAAACCAACAUCCCCCUACAAGAGGGGGGCCGAAUCCUGUGCCGGGGGACCCAUGUCUACCUGGGGGACGACAUGCCUGACCCAGGCCUCGUCAUGUCGGGCACAAAGUGUGGCGACGCCAUGAUGUGUCUGAACCGGCAGUGUCAGAACGUCAGUGUCUUUGGAGUGCAGGAGUGCUCAGAGAAAUGCAGCGGUCGAGGGGUGUGUAAUAACAACAAGAACUGCCACUGUGAGGCCCACUGGGCUCCUCCCUUCUGUGACAAGGCAGGCUUCGGGGGAAGUGUGGACAGUGGACCGAUGAGGCUAGCAGACUACGGUGGCGUGGCGGUGGGGGUCCUGUUGACUCUAAUAACCUUCCUGGGAGCCGGCCUCAUCGUCUCCAUCAAGAGAAAGACCCUCCUGAGACUACUCUUCACCAACAAGAAGAACCCUAUGGACAAGCUGAGGUCGGUGGGGCCUAACAGAUCCUCCGGUCCAAGCCAUAGAGAUUCCCCACGUGGCCAGCCUCAAGCCCAGACACAGACACCGCCACAGAGACAGAAACACAGCAGCAGCAUCUUCAAGCCUCCUGCCCAAAACCAACACCCCCCUGGGCAGCCCUACCCCUCCCACAGCCAGCGACGACUACCCCAGUGCUCCCCUGUUCACCUCAGUCACCCCGUCCCCCUGUCCCUGUCCCCUAUGGCCGUCCCUGGACCAGGACAGCCCAGACCACCUACUCCCCCUCCUCACCGAGCCCUGCCUCCCCAUGGACCAGGACAGCCCAGACCACCUACUCCCCCUCCUCACCGAGCCCUGCCCACCCAUGGCCAAGGACAUGCCCACAGCCACACCCAGGCUCCGCCCAGAGGGGCAUCGUUUCGCAGUGUGCCACAGCAACAUAACUCCUGCAGGAUGGUCUUGGAUUUGGAGAUGCCAAGUCCACCCCAGAAACCCCUACCUGCCGAUCCCCUGGGCAGGAAUACCCAGAAGCCUCUACCUGCCGACCCCCUGGGCAGGAAUACCCAGAAGCCUCUACCUGCCGACCACCUGGGCAGGAAUACCCAGAAGCCUUUACCUGCCUACCCCCUGGGCAGGAAUUCCCAGAAGCCUUUGCCUGCUAACCCUAACCCUAACUCCCCCGGAAGGAGUGGUCAUCUGAUUCGUAGUCCCAUUGCUGUCGGCGUCCCCAUCCCUGUACCUGUCCCCGGUGUCCCCAGGCCGCUGAGACCUGUUCCACACCACAACAGAUCUGUUCCUAAGCAACCCCCAACACUACCUAAGCCUCGUAUGAUCGUCCACGCCAAGUUCAGCAGCUGAGAGCAGCUGGACUAAACUUGAAGGGGAAUUAAAGGACGUUCUUUCCGCGAGACGAUAAAGACAUUUCACUUGCACUAUGAAACUCUGAAAACCUUAAUGAUGUGGUGUCUCUGAGUUUUUGAAUAACGGGGACGGAGCGUUGGGCGGGUGGCGUGUCAGCGAGUCAGCCCCCCCCCCUGUUGGUGCUCUGAUGUCAGAGAGGUGCUAUAGGUCUGAGCUCAGGUACACGUAUGUAAAGUAUUUAUGUUUUGUGUAUUUAUUCAUUAGUUACCACACCGUGCACUGUGCCAGACACUUGGGAUUUCAUCUGUAGUCUUUGUUUAUUUUUUUUUAUAUAUUUUUUUUCUACUGUUAGCCAUUUGAUUUCAAUCAUGGGGAUAUUUGAACCUGUUUUGAUGGACAGGAAGCAAGGGGAAAGGUCCAACUUAACAAAGCCUGUCUCUGGAGAUCUGGGAAGUUGUAAAGACCCCAAUGACCUGGAUUCAGAACAAAGGGAAAGACAUCUACUGCACUUGGGUUGACGGACUUGUGUAUGACGCCACCUGUUGUAAGACAACGGCAUCACUGGUAAAUCCUGUCGUGGGUCUUCCUCCGUACAGUAUACAGCCAGCUGUUUCUCCCUCUGUGACCGUACUGUGUAUACACUGAUGCUGAGAGACUGAGCCCUGAGGAACACCAAUAACAACCUUACACCAACCUUACAACAACCAUACACCAACCUUACACCAACCAUACACCAACUAUACACCAACCAAACACCAACCUUACACCAACCAUACACCAACCAUACACCAACCAUACACCAACCAUACACUAACCAUACACCAACCUUACACCAACCUUACAACAACCUUACACCAACCUUACACCAACCAUACACCAACUAUACACCAACCAUACACCAACUUAUCACCAACCUUACACCAACUUAUCACCAACCAUACAUCAACUAUACACGAACCUUACACCAAUCUUUCACCAACCAUACACCAACCUUACACCAACCAUAAACCAACCAUACACCAACCUUACACCAACUUAUCACCAACCAUACAUCAACUAUACACCAACUAUACACCAACCAUACACAAACCUUACACCAACCUUACACCAACCUUACACCAACCUUACACCAACCAUACACCAACCAUACACCAACCAUACACUAAC